Molecule: messenger RNA, 3195 nt
Organism: Epinephelus moara (kelp grouper)
Lineage: Eukaryota; Metazoa; Chordata; Actinopteri; Perciformes; Serranidae
Gene: akap10
Product: A kinase (PRKA) anchor protein 10
Exons: 15
Coding region: 202-2052 (616 amino acids)
Biological process (GO): intracellular protein localization
Cellular component (GO): plasma membrane
Molecular function (GO): protein kinase A binding
Source: RefSeq, a predicted model, not a curated record
CGGACGUUUAUUGACAAUAUGGCCGCUGUGCUGGGUCUGGAUUUGGGGAAAAUUGUAAUUUGACAGCGCUCACCGGGGCUGCGAUACUCACCCGUUUCCACCUCUGGCGUGUGCGGGACCGAUGCAUUUGAAUGAAGGGACCCGCCAACCCACGGGAUGGUGUCAGUGAGCUGAGGAAACCUUCAGAGAGUCAAACCCGUCAUGUCGUUUUUCAAGAGAAAAGCCAAAAGCAAAGAACCUGAGAGAGUGACGGAUGCUAAAGUCAAUAGAGCUCCACCCAGCCCUCACUCUCCAUCACUAGGACUGAGGAACCACCAUGCCAUCCAGGAAGCUGCUGGGCCCAGCCAUGUGGCCAUCAACGCCAUCUCUGCCAACAUGGACUCCUUCGCCCGCGGUCGCACGGCGAUCCUCAAGAAACAGCCGAGUCACAUGGAGGCUGCGCACUUUGGAGAUCUGGGUCAUUCCAGUGUGAACUAUCAGCCUCAAGAGACCCGCUCUCGGCUUUCCAAGACAGUCGAGCAAGUCCUCCGAGACAAUGUGGCGAUACCCCACUACAUGCAUUUCAUGGAACUACAGGGCGCCGACCACCUGGUUCGCUUCUGGUUGGAGGCCGAGAGUUUCCGCUCCACCAGCUGGUCGCGGGUCCGAGCGCACAGCCUAAACUCUGUCAAACACAGCUCUUUGGCCGAGCCCGUCCCAGCCUCCGCAGAUGGCUCUGAGCUUCCGGAGUUCGCCCAACACACACCCAACGCUCUCUCCCGGGACAGUAGCAGCGAGCGCCGGACAGUGCACUCAGAGCAGCGGGACUCGUCCAGCACAGACGCAGGCCUGAGACCCGGCACCCCUCGAGCAGAAACACCCAGCAGGCAGGCACCCUCGAGGACAGGGACUCCCUACAAGGGACAGUCGAACAGCACCCUGCGAGACCUUUCUGACAAGCUCAUGAAAAGUAUAGAGAAAGAUGCAGUCACCAUCUUCACCAAAUUCAUCUCUCCAGACGCUGUGAGGCCCAUCCCCAUCACAGAGCAGAUCAGAAACGAUAUAGUUGCUAAGAUAUGUGGAGAGGAUGGCAUGGUGGAUCCAAACUGCUUUGUCAUUGCACAGUCGGUAGUCUUCACCAUCUUGGAGCAACAGCACUUUAGCGAAUUCCUGCGGAGCCAUCAUUUCUGUAAAUACCAGAUCGAAGUGUUGACGAGUGGCUCCGUGUUCCUGGCUGACAUCUUAUUCUGCGAGUCAGCUCUCUUCUACUUCUCUGAGUACAUGGAAAAGGAGGAGGCGAUGAAUGUACUGCAGUUCUGGCUGGCGGCAGACAACUUCCAGAACCAGCUCGCAGCUAAAAAGGGCCAGUAUGACGGGCAGGAGGCUCAAAAUGAUGCCAUGAUCCUCUACGACAAGUAUUUCUCACUCCAGGCUACCAACCCUCUGGGCUUUGGCGACUCUGUGCGGAUGGAGAUAGAGUCGAAUAUCUGCCGAGAGGGGGGGCCGCUCCCUGACUGUUUCACCACUCCACUCAGACAGGCCUGGACCACCAUGGAGAAGGUCUACAUGCCAGGCUUCCUGUCUAGCAACCUUUACUACAAAUACCUGAGUGACCUCAUCAACUCGGUGCGGGCAGACGAGUUUGUGAAUGUCAGCGCUCCAGGUCACGGCGGGCCGGCGGACAGCGACCGUUCAAGUUCAAAUGCCAGCGAGGGUUCUCAGACUCAGCAAGGUGCCAAGAGGGCAGUGAUCAAGAUCCUGAAAAACUUUGACGAGGCGAUCACGGUGGACGUGGCCAGCCUGGACCCUGAGUCCUUGUACCAGCGGCCAUACGCUGGAAGGAUGACGUUCGGGAAGGUGAACGAGAUGGGCCAGUUUAUCAGGGAGGCAGAGCCGGAGCCGGACGUGAAGAAAUCCAAAGGUUCCAUGUUUUCUCAAGCCAUGAAGAAAUGGGUCCAGGGCAACUCCGAUGAGGCCCAGGAGGAGAUGGCAUGGCAGAUCGCCAAGAUGAUUGUCAAUGACGUUGUCCACCAGUCAAACCACGACAGCCCCGGCAAAUCCACCAAGUUAUGACCCCACUGAGGAACCAAAGGACUGUCACUCCCUGCAGACGCUGGUCAAGCCAGUGACAUACUGUACACAGGGUUCGCCCUACAAUGAGAACGAACAAGGCAUUUUAUCACCUCCCCAUGUGUCUGUGCGUGUGUGUGUGUGUGUGUGUGGCUGUGAGCGCGGGUGAGUGAUUGUCCACGCAUGGGCUAAUGGAAAAGUUGAAGUUACAUCAUUGUUCCAAUCUUCCAACUCCAUCAUAACACUAUAAAGGUACACGUGUAGUCGUCGCCAAAGGUAAAGCACAUCCAAGUGCUUACAUCAUACUGGAGGACGUCACUCCCGAAGAAAUGGAAACGUACAACUUGAAGAAAGCCGGCACGAAGAAGAAGCAGCAUGUCAGUCGGGGCCGUCGCUGUGUUGCUGUAGCCAUAUCUGAAAAACGUCUGUUAUCUGGGACCUAUGGAGGACGUUACAAAGACUGAAUUACCUGCACUCCUUCAUGACACGCCUCCCCACACCUUUUAUAACCAUUCCUUGUUUUUAGGUUAAACUCUCCCUCAAAGGUCAGCCACGUUAAGCAGAUGAGCAUUAGCGUUGUACAGUUUUUUUGCAUACGCUUCCCUCAGCCUGCCCGGAGUAGUGUUGUCUGCUGUUUUACGUACUGUAGAGCGUUUUGGAACUGAAAUGACAAUGAAACAGAAGAAAAGCCGAUGAUCCUGGCUGAACCUCCUAUACGAACCUCCUGGCACCUUUACAGAGCGUAGAAGAAGAAAUACUCCCUUAUUGAACUUAAGUGCUCCAUUUGUGUUGGAAAACUCCAAACUCCAUGUCCUAAAUGUUCUAUAUAUAUAAAUAUAUAUAUGUAGAUUUCUGGUUUACCCCAUAUAUUAAUGUUAGUCCUUUUUUAUGGUGAUCGCUGUUUUUUUUUUUUUUUUAUGCAUCACUGAAACGUCAGUGGUGACCGGACUGUUCAACUGGAAAGUGUGCUCAGUGAAUUAAACUCCCCCUUUUUUUUUAUUUCUUUAGAGCCUUACCAAGAUGUGGAAAAGAACCAGAAAAGACUCUUGGUACUAUGUACCACUAAUGUUUUCUGACAUGUAUGUGUACUUAAUCUAUAAUAUAUUUAAAUUGUGUUUGAUUUAAAUACAUAUAUUAUGAAAUGUU